AAUUACCUCAAAGCACCAAAACGCGUCACUCUCCUGUUAUAAUCAGGAAAUCUUAAAACCGUCCAAGGAAAUCCUCCUCGAAGGCAUCAUUUAGAAUUCGUCUGAUAUAUCUACAUCAGCAUUGUAGGAAAGCAUGCUUUUGUUCCAGUGUCUCUGUUAUCUGACGUUUGUGGCUUGUACGGUGUUGUCCGAAGAACAGGACCAGCAGUUAUUCUGCGGUGAUGUUUUAUGUUCUUCCACGGAAAUCUGUUCUAAGUGGAAAAGAGAUGGAUUUUGCCACACCACAUAUGCAAAGACCUACUGCAUGGAAACAUGCAACCACUGUCAACGAGAAAGCAAGCGAACAGUUCUCGAUGUGCGUUACGAAGGCUGUUACCGCGACGGAUUUCAGAGCGACUUUGAGAGGAUGAUUCCAAUGAAACGCGAGCUCAUUGGAGUGAAGACAUGUGCGAACGUAUGCCACUUGAAGGGUUACCCGUAUGCUGCUAUACAAAACGCCCAGUUCUGCAUGUGUUCCCAAAAAUAUGGACGAUAUGGACUGGCUGAUGACGACAGCGAAUGCCGGAGACAGUGCCUGGCUGGUUCGCCCGAUGAGAAAUGCGGUGGGCCAUGGAAGAAUGCCGUGUACAGAAUAGCUUCAAGAGAAUUGUUAAGCGCAGGUGUAAACUUGAAAAACGUGGAAGACAGCCUAAUAAACGCGGCGCCUCAAGAGCAUGGAAUGGAGAGCCAGGCUUAUGACGGAUUAGCUCAUCAGUUGGAACGCUUGAGGGCAAAAAGGGGGCUUUACAAGAGAUAGGUCGUUUCUCUUUUCACCGCAUACACUCGUGAUUUAAACAUUGACUUCACUGGGUUCAGAUGACAGCAAUUUGAAUGGACAAUCAUUAAACUUGUCGCAGGUCGCCGGUUACUGAAGAUUACUACUAACUUUUACUACUACUACUAAGCUUGUACCAGCUCAAACAAAAUAAUCUCACACUACUCUUUCAACUACCAAGGAAUAUGUUAUCCAUUCAAAUAGGACUACUCAGUAAAUAGCGUUUGGUUGUACACAUUUUUCAAUUUAUUCUACUUGGUUACUGUUUCUAAAAGCAAAAUCAUGCUUCGUAAUAGGGACAGGUUCUCGUGUGUGUACAUGUAUGUUAAUUUUCGGAUAAGGAAUAUCCUCUACAUCCUCGCCGAUUCUCCAGUGGCAAAUUUCAAAACCUUCCCAAGCUGUCAGCUGUCUUAAAAUUAUAAUUCCAGCUCAAGUCUACGGAUGGAAGGGGACGGGGAGGCGGGGGAGUUAUAUACAAAACGAAGAAUAUCUAAUAACAGCAAUGUUUCAAUCACGGGUGUACAUGAUAAGAAAAUCAGUGGUAAAACUCAUAUUUUUUGGUAUUUAUAAUUUUCUUGGACAAUGGAGAAACUAGCAAUAGUCUGCGCAGAGAAUCUCCAAAAAGAAACAGGUAAGACAUCAAAAUUCCUACCAGUUAAUCUGGGAAUUUCAGUUUUAAAGUCAAGAAUUUUUCUUCCUGGGAUGAUCCAGUAUUUGUUUCCUAUCAACUUGUUCACUUAAACUUAAGUAUAGUUAUAGAAGUGAAAAGGAGUUGGGAAUCAUUUGUUGCUAGCCAGCUGGGAUUUGAGGAUAAAGCAGUUUCAACGAUUUUGUUUGCUUGUUUGUAAAUUGGGAAUAAAAUAAAUAACUGACUGGCUUUACUGUUCA
Molecule: messenger RNA, 1702 nt
Organism: Orbicella faveolata
Lineage: Eukaryota; Metazoa; Cnidaria; Anthozoa; Scleractinia; Merulinidae
Source: RefSeq, a predicted model, not a curated record